This is a messenger RNA of Hylaeus volcanicus, 1299 nucleotides long. RefSeq names its product carbonic anhydrase-like. Gene Ontology annotation, cellular component: cytoplasm. Gene Ontology annotation, molecular function: carbonate dehydratase activity; zinc ion binding. The record is from RefSeq and is a predicted model, not a curated record. Lineage: Eukaryota; Metazoa; Arthropoda; Insecta; Hymenoptera; Colletidae. Bases 387 to 1145 code for a protein of 252 amino acids. The transcript has 8 exons.
CUUAGCACAAUUACUGCUAACUUUUCUAAAUUGUCCAGAUUGUCUCCUCUGGAUGUUAGAAGCGUGCAUGGGUCAUGGUUACUAUACUUAUCCCGGUUCCCUCACUAUUCCCCCGUAUAACGAAUGUGUCAUUUGGAUGAUUUCGUCAACUGUAACGAAAAUAUCGUUUCGUCAGGUACUUCCAACUCGAAUAUUCUCAAACAACGUAUUACCCACACGAUCUCCCAGGACCGUGGAGAUUACUUUUCGUUUUCGUAACAGAUAGAUGCAUUUCGAAGUCUCUACGACGCCAGAUUGGAGCAUAUAUUAGAAAAUCACAGACAGCAGCAGCCUCUUCGUAGAAGAAGAAUAUUGUUCGCCACGGACAAAGCACGUACAUCGAAACAAUGUCAGGAUACACAGGUUUAAUCGGCUUACCGACCACGGGACAAUCUCCGAUCAAUUUAGACGAUAGGUUAGUACGAAUGCGCAGAUAUCCUCCUCUUGUUAUGAAUGGACACUGGUUACAAGAUGGAGAAGCCCGUUUGCUGAAUACUGGCCACACUGUGAAAAUAUUUCUAACCGGAGAUCGAAUUCCAUCCACGAUCAGCGGCGGGCCUCUCGCCAACGACGUGUACGAAAUGGCCGAGGUACAUUUCCAUUGGGGCGAGGAUAACUGCCGUGGCGCCGAACACACGAUCAAUGGCACCUGGUACUCGAUGGAGAGUCACGCGGUGCACUGGAACAGGAAAUACGUGACUUUCGAGGAAUGCCAGAGGCACAAAGACGGCAUAUGCAUUUUGGCGUAUUUGUUCUUAGUACAGCCGACCUGCUGCGGUUGUAUCAACCCGCAGAUGGAAAGAAUCACGGAGAACCUGAAGUACGUUGUCGAUGCUGAUACGGAGACGAAGAUACCACCCAACUCCCUAGCGUUUAUGCGCUGUGCAACCUAUUGCAGCAGGUACUACACAUAUUCAGGGUCGUUCAACAUCGGCGAUAAUCCCGAGUGUGCCACUUGGAUUGUAUUUCCUGUUGUUACCCCUAUACGACCCGACGAAAUCGACUUAUUCCGAAGACUGAGGGACAAGGAUGGACAGUGUAUAAAGGCGAACUGGCGGGAAACGCAACAACUGAAGUGUAGGAAAAUAUUUUUAGCGAUAUCUUAACGUAACGUCGUCUGACACAAAUUUUCAAGUCAUCGUAUCUGUCAAUCAGCAUAAGAAAUUGCUAAAUAAAAAAUAGAAAACGCCGAGGAAAUAAUAUUAAAUAAAACUCUGUUGCUGUUUUUAGUUAUGUACAGUUAUAUACACAGGUAUACCC